AUGGCAAGCUACCGCUUCCUCGUCCAGAAGCUGUUCAGAUCCUUCAAGGGCUGCGAGUUCCUCCACGUCCCGCGCGCGGAGAACGAAGCAGCCGACACGCUCGCCAAGAUCGCCUCGUCACGACAAGCCAUCCCAUCCGACGUCUCCCUCGAGCACCUACGCGAGCCGUCCGUCAAGCCAUCGCCGGACUCCGACAAGAAGAUCAAGCCCCUCGCGUUCCGUGAGGGCGACCUCGUCCUCCGACUCGUCCAAGAGCAGGCAGGCCAGCACAAGCUGUCCCCUCCAUGGGAGGGCCCAUUCAUCGUAAGCAGGGCAUUGCGCGACCGCAACGCCUACUACCUCAUCGAUGCACGCAAGUCAAGUAAGCGCAAGAAGGACACCGUCGGUGAAGAAACGACCCGGCCAUGGAACGCGGAACUCCUCCGCCUGUUUUACAGUUAG
Messenger RNA from Aegilops tauschii subsp. strangulata, 441 nucleotides. NCBI's taxonomy places the organism in Eukaryota, Viridiplantae, Streptophyta, Magnoliopsida, Poales, Poaceae. The record is from RefSeq and is a predicted model, not a curated record.